This is a messenger RNA of Botrytis fragariae, 252 nucleotides long. RefSeq lists its product as uncharacterized. The coding region runs from base 1 to 252 and encodes 83 amino acids. The record is from RefSeq and is a predicted model, not a curated record. The transcript has a single exon. NCBI's taxonomy places the organism in Eukaryota, Fungi, Ascomycota, Leotiomycetes, Helotiales, Sclerotiniaceae.
AUGAAUCUUGUGGGGCCGAGAAGAACAGCAAAUAUUCAGAGCGUCGAGAAGGGUGCUCUUCAUACGAAUUGGUCAGCUCAACAGCUUGAGCGGACAGGCUCCAACAUUGAAGCUCAAUAUUGGACGCUGGCAACAUUGUUGGCACUCGCCCGAACCCAAAGAGCGACGGGCUCAAAAGGAAUGUUUCGUGUACAUUUUCAAUAUAUUCAGCACAAGAGACAACGCGUUGUCUUGAUGCCGAUGGGCAAAUGA